GAAUAAGGGUCACGAACAGUCUUUUCAGACGCUAUUCAAGAUGAGCAUUUAAACGCUACUCUUAUGAUGCGUUAUAGUAUUCGAAGGAAGCCAUUUGUGUGCGGUACUUCUUGUUCACAUUCCACUCAUUAUGGUCUGUAUAAAAAGCCCUGUUCCUCAGAAGUUUCAAUAUGUAGCAAGAAACGUGUUGCUAUGAAUAAUAAAAUGUCAGUGAAUACGUCUCUGAUAGACAACAAUACAAAAUGUGAAGUACCCGAACAAUGUAACCCAUAUGUUUGUAAACUCAAUAAUGUUAUUAAUGGUAGCAGUGAUAGUGGUUCUGUUAAUUCCGAUCCAACUCAAGCAAUAAAGCCUAUGCCAUUGAAUUCUGUAAAUACGAGAAUUCGUAGUACUCUUGAAAGCGAACAUUUUCAUGACUCAUCUGAUCGGAGUUUAUUUUUUGAUCUACUGAAUCGACUCGAGGAACACUUAGAUCAAGAAAGAAAAACUAAUGCAAAGCUACGCGCUGAACUAAUGGAUAAAAGUGAGUAUGAAAGACAAAUAUCUGAUAUACGAGCCAGUUAUGAGGGUGAAGUGUUUCGCUUGCAGAAUGUUAUAACACGUUUACAGGAGAAUUCGGAAUGUCCACAAAAGAAGGAUCACGAUGGUGAAAAGCCAACCGAAUCAGCAGAGAUAAACCAAUUAAUUACUGUACAUAAUAAUGUAAAUGAUGAUACACGUAAAACUAAUAGAAAUAAAUGUGUGAAUGAUUUCACUGAUUUAGAAGAAUUGAAAAAGGAAUAUACGAAUCAAGAAUUAUUAAUCUCUGGUUAUCAGCGUGAAAAUGAGAAGUUGUAUGCAUAUAUCAAAAAUUCACGUAAGGAUAGCGUGACAGAAACACAAGACUCGAAAACAGCAAAACGUCUUACAAAUGAAAAUCUUUCAUUGAGAGUUGAAGUUGAACAACUGAAUAAAGAACUAAGACUUCGUAGUCAACAAAUAUGCAACAUGUUAUCUGGAAGUACAAGAUUAAAUCAAGAAAAUCGGAUCAAUCAACUGGAAGAUUUAAUCAAACAGUUACAAUCUGAGAAGGACAAAAUCGGUAAAGAUUUAGAUGCCACACGUUCUGAGCUGAUAAACACUAACUCAAAGCUGAAUAACCUUGAACGUGAAAAGAAUGAUUUGUUAACAAAAUAUGAAUCCUUCAAACAAAAAUCACAGGCGGAUUAUGAAAGUAUGAAACAGCACUAUGAAAGUCGAGUCGAAGAGCUUGAAAAGAAACUACGCUGGUACGUUGAAAAUCAAGCAAUGAUUAACAGAGAUACAAAGAAGCUACAAAUUCAGGCCAGGGAGUUGGAAAAAUUACAAUCAGAAUUAUCGCAUUUGAAAACUAAACAUGCUUCUUAUUUUGUGUUAAGUGAAUCAAAACAGUCUGGCGAUCAGAAACUUUCAAAUGAAACUGAAGAAUCAUUUCUUUUGGAACGCAUUAAAUUUCUUGAAAAUGAAUUAGAAAGAGCUCAUGAAAAUGAAAAGCGUGCUAUACGUUCACUUCAACAACAAUAUGAGCGUGUUAAGCUACAGUAUGAAGACCGUAUAAAAUCUUUGGAAACGUACGCUAACCUGACAAAUGCACAUAAUUCAACCUGUUCUUCAACGUCUAACUCAAAGAAUUGUCAGCCUUCAUUAAACACUCAAGCGUUAACCAACAAUAAAUCAACACAAAUUAUCAAUGAAGACUUAGUAGAAACAAGGAAGAGUCAAUCAAUUAUGAUUUCAAGUUUACUUGAUAGUCUACGAAAUCAAAUAACUCAUUUAAAAGUACAAUUAAAUGAACGACAGAAAACAAUUGAGGAAAUGAAACAUUUUGCUGAAAUCAAUAGUAAUAAUAAUAUGAAUAAUGAUAAAUUAAAUAGGAAUACAAAACAAAGAUCAAAAUUUCCAAUCAUAAAUAAACGAUUUCAUCAUCCACAUGUUCAUGAAAUUAAAUCAAGACAAAUAAAUUUUAUCAAUGACCAAACAAGACCAAAAAAUGCAUGUAAACUACAGAUUACAACAGAAUUGAAAAAUGAAGAUGAAUGUAACACCAAAGAAACUAUCAGCUUAAAAGAACAUCAUGCAGUUAAAUCUUCGUUCCAAACACGAAUAAAUGAACUUGAAAAAGAACUAAGAGCGUAUGAACCCAUCAAACGCCGCAUGACUUGCGAAGCAUCGACAAUCACUGACCUCAUAACAUGUAGUCCUAAAAAGGAAGAUGAUUCAUAUAUCAAGACUCUUGAGAUGCAGAUUCAAAAUCAAAUUGAAACUAUCGUAGCUAAAGAAGAAGAGUUGAACAGAUUGAAGAGGCAACUAAUGAACCGAAAAAAAUAUGGAGAUUUUGGUGUUCCAUCUUUGUCAAAAUCAGCUGAAAAAGAUUAUGAGAUACAAGAGUUAUUCGACACGGUGUGUGCUGCUGAAAAUGUUUGUAAAGACCAUGAAGCUAAGUACUGGCGUAAUAUCGCCUUCAGAUUGAAUUGUGAAUUGAAAAAUCUUCAAAGUGAUGCCAACACGCUUGUAAAUAUUCUAACACAACUACAGUAUCAACAUCAGAAAUGAUUACAAUUUUCCCGAAAUAUGAAUAUUAUUUGAU
This is a messenger RNA of Heterobilharzia americana, 2605 nucleotides long. NCBI's taxonomy places the organism in Eukaryota, Metazoa, Platyhelminthes, Trematoda, Strigeidida, Schistosomatidae. The record is from the annotation of a GenBank genome assembly.